Molecule: messenger RNA, 531 nt
Organism: Bipolaris sorokiniana ND90Pr
Lineage: Eukaryota; Fungi; Ascomycota; Dothideomycetes; Pleosporales; Pleosporaceae
Exons: 1
Coding region: 124-468 (114 amino acids)
Source: RefSeq, a predicted model, not a curated record
GUGGAUAGUAAGGGAGCCCGGCCCCCCAAGCUUUGGCGACAACAUUCCCGUACAUACAUACAUACAUACAGUCACAAGCAAAUAAGCAAACACCGUGACCGCCGCGCUGGCAAAAAGUUCCAAAUGUUGAAGCAUAUUAACUGUUUUUCCAAUUUCAAGAGCUUUUAUAUAGCAGUCCUGUUCCCUUCCAUUUCUACCCAUUUGCUUGUCGCGCGGGGCGGGUGGCAACAGUGCCACAUGUUUGCCCGCACUCCUUUGCUCCACAAAUUCCCUCGCCAAGUAACAAUCCAGCGCAUCAGCCAGGCGCCUCAGCGCCCGUCGCAACGAAUACACUCUACACUUAUCGUACAGAAUUCCUUCCUAGACUCCCACAUCUCAAGAACUCCAUGCGAUAUCCCAACAUCCCUAGAGUGCAUAAUGAAUGCAGCGCGAGCGGCAAAACGAAUCCUUCUAGGACAUACGCUGUAAAAGAGCAUAAAAGAAAAGACGAUAAUGAGGUGAGAAUACAAUGAAUAUAGUCGAAGUAGAUGA